Cannabis sativa is the source of this 1014-nucleotide messenger RNA. RefSeq lists its product as uncharacterized. The record is from RefSeq and is a predicted model, not a curated record. Bases 112 to 729 code for a protein of 205 amino acids. NCBI's taxonomy places the organism in Eukaryota, Viridiplantae, Streptophyta, Magnoliopsida, Rosales, Cannabaceae. The transcript is spliced from 5 exons.
AAAAACUAAUCUUUUCUUUCAAAAUCUCUAAUUUUUAACUUAAGGAAGGGAAAAAAAGAACGAAGUGGUGCCGGAAACAGAAGAAAAAGAAAAGAAUCAGUCGAAUCAGAAAUGGCGUGCAGAAAUAUUGUGUUUCGUUCUGUUCUAUUAACGGAGCCGUGGCGACCCCUUCAUCUCAGUCGGACCUCUCUUUGCUCUUCUUUCAGGAUUUGUGGAACUCCUCCUGCGCCUUCAAGGCUUACCGGAAAACUCAGGACCAGUGGAGCUCGAGAUUUUCACUUCAACUGCUGCCAUAACGAAACUCCUGAGUCUUCUUCGUCACAGGACGAACAGGGUCCCCCUCAGGAAGUUGUUCUCAAAGCAAUUUCAGAGGUGUCUAAGACGGAAGGGAGAGUUGGGCAAACGACGAAUGUGGUUAUUGGAGGUACAGUGACUGACGAUUCUACUCGUGAAUGGCUCGCUUUGGAUCAGAAGGUAAACUCUUACCCAACUGUGAGAGGGUUUACAGCAAUUGGAACAGGAGGUGAUGAUUUUGUACAAGCUAUGGUAGUAGCCGUUGAAUCCGUUAUUCAACAACCUAUUCCGGAGGGCCAUGUGAGACAGAAAUUAUCAUCAAGAGGAAAAUAUGUAUCUGUCAAUAUAGGACCAGUUCAAGUUGUUUCUAGUGAACAGGUUCAAGCUGUAUACAACGCCAUGAGGAGGGAUGAUCGGAUGAAAUACUUCUUGUAGUUUGGUUGUUCAUACUUAUGUACAGAAAUCAAUUUUCCAGGGCUCUGUAGCUGCCAUCUUAAUUCCUUUAGAUCAUAUUUGCUCAAGUAGUCUGUUCUGUUCUGGUGCUUUCUUUGUCAAUUUACAAUGGCAAAGUAAGCUUGAGAAUUUGGAGUUUUUAAAGUUUAAUCCAUGUACAUGCUCAAGGUAUAUACGAGUAUAAUUAGCUUAAUCCUAAGCUAGGCUUACUCAAUUAAUCUGUACUUGAUUCCCAAUUACUUAUUGUGACGACUUCCUUUUUUUUUA